GUCCAAUCCCGUCACUGCCCUGGUUGUAUAAAAGCUCCUCGCUCAGACAGACCCGACAUGAUCGAGCCAUGGCCUUCCUGUGGAUCCUCUCCUGCCUCGCCUUCGCCGGCGCCGCCUACGGUUGCGGCUCUCCCGCCAUCCCUCCCGUCAUCACCGGAUACUCUCGUAUCGUGAACGGUGAGGAGGCGGUGCCUCACUCCUGGCCCUGGCAGGUGUCCCUGCAGGAUUACACCGGCUUCCACUUCUGUGGUGGCUCUCUCAUCAAUGAAAACUGGGUGGUGACAGCCGCUCACUGCAAUGUCAAGACGUCCCACCGCGUGAUCCUCGGAGAACACGACCGCUCCUCCAACGCUGAGAACAUCCAGGUCAUGAAGGUCGGCAAGGUGUUCAAGCACCCCCGCUAUAACGGCUUCACCAUCAACAACGACAUCCUGCUCAUCAAGCUGGCCAGCCCCGCCCAGAUGAACGUGCGUGUUUCCCCAGUGUGUGCGGCCGAGACCGGAGACGACUUCCCCGGAGGCAUGAAGUGUGUGACCAGCGGCUGGGGCCUGACCCGCCACAACGCUCCCAACACCCCCGCCCUGCUGCAGCAGGCCGCCCUCCCCCUGCUGACCAAUGAGCAGUGCCGUCGUUUCUGGGGCAACAAGAUCAGCAACCUGAUGAUCUGCGCCGGAGCCUCCGGAGCCUCCUCCUGCAUGGGCGACUCUGGCGGUCCUCUGGUCUGUCAGAAGGCUGGAGCCUGGACUCUGGUCGGCAUCGUGUCCUGGGGCAGUGGAACCUGCACUCCCACAAUGCCCGGCGUGUACGCCCGCGUCACCGAGCUCCGCGCCUGGAUGGAUCAGACCAUCGCUGCCAACUGAGCAGUUUCAACCUGAUCAUCAAUAAAAACCCAGAAACUCUGAAA
Sebastes umbrosus (honeycomb rockfish) is the source of this 904-nucleotide messenger RNA. Its product is annotated as chymotrypsin A-like. Gene Ontology annotation, molecular function: serine-type endopeptidase activity. Bases 69 to 860 code for a protein of 263 amino acids. The record is from RefSeq and is a predicted model, not a curated record. The transcript has 7 exons. Gene Ontology annotation, biological process: proteolysis. NCBI's taxonomy places the organism in Eukaryota, Metazoa, Chordata, Actinopteri, Perciformes, Sebastidae.